Protopolystoma xenopodis is the source of this 255-nucleotide messenger RNA. The record is from the annotation of a GenBank genome assembly. NCBI's taxonomy places the organism in Eukaryota, Metazoa, Platyhelminthes, Monogenea, Polystomatidea, Polystomatidae.
AUGCCUCUGCGUCAUUCUCUCCUCUUUUGCCCACACCCACUCUCCGGUCAGGCGUGGUGGUCAUUCAACGGCGAGACCAUCCAACCGUCUGACGCACGGCGGCAGAUUCUGGUGGCCGGCGACCGACACAGCCUCAUCUUGGCCAAACUCGAUCAGAGCGACACGGGCCGGUACUCGCUGACGGUGGAGAACUCGAUCGGAGUGGCCACAUGCUCAGCUCUUGUGCUGGUCAACGCUGACGUCGCCUCGAGGUAG